Messenger RNA from Salarias fasciatus (jewelled blenny), 1157 nucleotides. RefSeq lists its product as uncharacterized. Gene Ontology annotation, molecular function: protein tyrosine kinase binding; MHC class II protein binding. The transcript has 8 exons. The record is from RefSeq and is a predicted model, not a curated record. NCBI's taxonomy places the organism in Eukaryota, Metazoa, Chordata, Actinopteri, Blenniiformes, Blenniidae. Bases 70 to 1122 code for a protein of 350 amino acids. Gene Ontology annotation, biological process: T cell activation; positive regulation of ERK1 and ERK2 cascade; interleukin-15-mediated signaling pathway. Gene Ontology annotation, cellular component: membrane raft; external side of plasma membrane.
AGAUCAUCUUUAAACUCAGAGUUAGAAAACAACUCCAGUGAGACGACGCCUGAACUCAGACCAGUGGAAAUGUUUCUAUUUCACCUCUUUGUGCUUCAGUCUGCAGCAGUGGCUGCAGUUGUCCAGAGAGCAGGAGAGGACGUCACUCUGACCUGUGAACAUGUGCUGGAGGGUCAGCGGGACUGUAAUGGAACAACGUGGAGAUAUUCUAAAUCUGGAAACACUCUCGUAGUAGCGCUGGUUGAACUUGGGAAGAUGAAAGAGAACCAUGAAAUAGAAUCAGACAGACUGAAAUUUACAGCUGAUUGUUCUCUGAAGAUAAAGAAAGUCACAGUUCAGGAUGUUGGUCUUUAUAACUGUCAGCAAUACAAAUCAGACGGUUCAGAGAAUUACAUUCUAGUUAACUGGUCUGACAAGCAUCUGUCUGUAGCAACCAUCGUGACUGAACAGGAAGUCGAUGACGAGGAGACACUGAAAUGCUUCGUGACGUCUUUCAUGAGAAGCUGUGAACUGGAAGUGAAGUGGAAGAUCAAAGAUCAAGAUAUUGAUGAAGAAAACAGAGACAUAAAGACAGGAUAUAAUAGAUGUUCUGCCACUGUGACUCUUAAAAAGUCACAUUAUCUUCACCUACAAUCACACUUCCUGAGCUGUGAAGUGACUGACAGCAGAACAGGAGAAAAGCUUCGUUUCAGUCCUCGACCCUCAGGAGGCACAAAUUCAACAGUAAAACCAGAAACCUGCACAAAGUCGACCACAACUGGAACCAGUGGAGCUUCAGCAGAUCCACAAGGAGACACAAAAUCAACAGUAAAACCAGAAACCUUGUCAAAGUCGACCACAACUGGAACCAGUGGAGCUUCAGCAGAUCCACAAGGAGACACAAAAUCAACAGUAAAACCAGAAACCUUGUCAAAGUCGACCACAACUGGAACCAGUGGAGCUUCAGCAGAUCCACAAGGUCUGAGCAGAAAUCUGGCCGUCUCUCUGGGAUUAGCAGCACUUGUCAUUUGUGUUGUGACGGUUAACAUGUGGGCCAGAAUUAAAGCUCGGCGUGAAGAAGACGAGGCUGCAGUGACGUACGAGAACCUGGGAGAGCCGUCUGUUUCUGUCCGACUCUACUGAGCGACAACACCAGUCCACUGCUGCUGAAUCAGCAC